CAUGUUUCAAUGCAACAACAACGAUUCGUUUCUAUGUUUCCAUCGGUCACGAUCUCAACUCAGAGAUAGGGGCAAAACAAGAUAGUUUUCACUGUGAGUAAGCUCGAGUUCCUUUUAAAGGUGAAAAAAUUUAAAUUUUAACUGAAUUCUUCAUUCGUGGAGGUACAAAUUCAUGGUUGAAAAAAAUCAUUAACGCAUUUUUCGAGUGGGGGACUAUGUUGACUCUCAGAGCGAACAUCGCCGAUCGUUUUGCAGUUAUCGCCGUAGUUCGAUCGACCAUUCAGAAUUUCUUGAUUGGAAAGAAUUUUGUUACAUUUGCUAAACCUCAAUCAAGAAUGUCGUUCGAAAUUGAAAAACAGAAAUUCUUGAACAUGCCGCCAGAAGAAAAAAGGAAAUACUAUAAGGGAAUUAUAAACACGAUAGACGAAAUACCAACAUGGUUCCAAUACUGGAAUAAAAAUAAAACAAAUAUAAAUAUGAUUGAUCUCGAAAAAAUUGAAAAGAUCAACGAAGAAAUGGCUAAUAAAAUUUCGAUAUGGCAAGGAGAUAUUACAUCUCUUGAAAUAGAUGCGAUCGUCAAUGCAGCAAACUCGAGUCUUCUUGGCGGCGGUGGAGUUGAUGGAGCUAUACACAAAGCUGCUGGACCUAAUUUGAAAAAAGAAUGUGCUACUUUAGGUGGAUGUCAUGUCGGUGAAGCUAAAAUAACCGGUGGUUAUAUGUUGCCAGCAAAGUAUGUGAUUCAUACUGUUGGUCCACAAGGGGAAAAACCAGAAAAAUUAAAGGAAUGUUAUGAAAACAGUUUAAUCGUUGCUAGAGAAAAUCAAUUGCGCACAAUUGCUUUCCCUUGUAUAUCAACAGGAAUUUAUGGAUAUCCACAAAGACCAGCAGCUAAAGUGGCUUUAUUGACAGUCAAGAAGUUCCUAACAGAGAACAAAAACGCUGUGGAUAGAAUAAUUUUUUGCCUAUUUUUGAAAACCGACAAAGAUAUAUACGAAGAAUUGUUACAAAAAUAUUUUGCUAUUGAUUAGAUUACUCUCUAACAGAAGUAUCCCAUGUUUUGAGAUUAAACUCGAAACAAACAGAGUGAAACUGUAUCAGUAUACACAUCGAAUAAUAUUCAUAGAAAAA
This is a messenger RNA of Apis cerana (Asiatic honeybee), 1128 nucleotides long. Its product is annotated as macro domain-containing protein CT2219. Gene Ontology annotation, biological process: DNA damage response; purine nucleoside metabolic process; peptidyl-glutamate ADP-deribosylation. The record is from RefSeq and is a predicted model, not a curated record. Gene Ontology annotation, molecular function: ADP-ribosylglutamate-[protein] hydrolase activity. Lineage: Eukaryota; Metazoa; Arthropoda; Insecta; Hymenoptera; Apidae. Gene Ontology annotation, cellular component: nucleoplasm.